AUGAAGGCCGCGGGGCGCUGCGGGGACCAAAGCGGGCGUCGUUGGGGCGACGGGAGGACGGCAGUGGGGUCUGCGGGGCGUACGAGAGCGGUGUCCGGCGCUGACGGGGAUAUUGAGGCCCGCAAAGGGCACAGAUUGGGACCUAGCUCCGUAACAACUUCCCCGACAUGCAGGGCAGCACGAGAAGAGUGGGUGCCAUGACGGAUGUUCAUCGGCGCUUCCUCCAACUGCUGAUGACCCACGGUGUGCUGGAGGAGUGGGAGGUCAGGCGCCUGCAGAACCACUGUUACAAGGUCCACGACCGAAAUGCUACUGUAGAUAAGCUGGAGGACUUCAUCAGCAAUAUCAACAGUGUCUUGGAGUCUUUGUAUAUUGAGAUAAAGAAAGGAGCCACGGAAGACGACGGGAGACCCAUCUAUGCUCUGGUGAAUCUUGCUACAACUUCAAUUUCCAAAAUGGCCACGGAUUUUGCAGAGAACGAGCUGGACCUAUUUAGAAAGGCUCUGGAACUGAUCGUUGACUCAGAGACUGGCUUUGCUUCUUCUACAAACAUUUUGAACCUGGUUGAUCAACUCAAAGGCAAAAAGAUGAGGAAGAAAGAGGCGGAGCAGGUGUUGCAGAAGUUCGUGCAGAGCAAGUGGCUGAUUGAGAAGGAGGGGGAGUUCACCUUGCAUGGCCGGGCCAUCUUGGAGAUGGAGCAGUUCAUCCGAGAGUCCUACCCGGAUGCCGUGAAGAUAUGCAACAUUUGCCACAGCCUCCUCAUCCAGGGUCAGAGCUGCGAGACGUGUGGUAUUAGGAUGCAUUUGCCUUGUGUGGCCAAGUACUUCCAGUCCACCUCUGAGCCCCGCUGCCCCCACUGCAAUGACUACUGGCCCCAUGACAUACCAGAAGUCUUCGACCCUGAGAAGGAGAGGGAGGCUGGCAUCUCCAGGUCAAGCAGAAAGUCCUUGCGGACCCGUCAGCACUAGCUGUGCCCUGCAUGGCUCUGGCUGUUGGUGGACUGAUCCUCACGACCCAUUCAGACCAGGGACCUGACAGAUGGCACAUGAAUUGCCUCCCUUGUUAUUUGCUCUUAACAUAUUUUUAGUAAAUGUUUCCUGAUGGUUGCUGUA
Messenger RNA from Chionomys nivalis (European snow vole), 1112 nucleotides. It is a transcript of the gene Nsmce1, whose product is annotated as NSE1 homolog, SMC5-SMC6 complex component. Gene Ontology annotation, molecular function: ubiquitin-protein transferase activity. Gene Ontology annotation, biological process: double-strand break repair via homologous recombination; DNA damage tolerance. The record is from RefSeq and is a predicted model, not a curated record. The transcript has 8 exons. Gene Ontology annotation, cellular component: Smc5-Smc6 complex; nucleus. NCBI's taxonomy places the organism in Eukaryota, Metazoa, Chordata, Mammalia, Rodentia, Cricetidae. The coding region runs from base 168 to 968 and encodes 266 amino acids.